Molecule: messenger RNA, 633 nt
Organism: Kwoniella shivajii
Lineage: Eukaryota; Fungi; Basidiomycota; Tremellomycetes; Tremellales; Cryptococcaceae
Exons: 3
Coding region: 1-633 (210 amino acids)
Biological process (GO): mRNA splicing, via spliceosome; mRNA 5'-splice site recognition; spliceosomal snRNP assembly
Cellular component (GO): U1 snRNP; nucleus
Molecular function (GO): pre-mRNA 5'-splice site binding; zinc ion binding
Source: RefSeq, a predicted model, not a curated record
AUGGGUAAAUACUAUUGUGAUUAUUGUGAUAUCUAUCUGACCCACGACUCGAUGAACGCCCGUAAAGCUCAUAAUACAGGUAGGAACCACGUAGCGAACGUCAGGGAUUAUUUCGCAGGAUUGAAUCAUGACAAAGCACAAAAUAUCAUUGAUCAAAUUAUAUCUCAACAUGAAUCAGGAGGUGGCAGACAACAGAUGAUGAUGGCCCCCAGUAUGAGAUUGGGUGCGGGCUUCUUAAAUCCCAUGACCACGAAUCAAGGCUUCCCACCUCAAUACCCAUCUUCCUCAGGACCGUCUUUCCCACCUCAAAACGGCGCACCAUCUUACCGACCUCCCUUCCCACCCAACGGUGCUGCUCCACCUUUCCCACCCAACUUUGCAGGUAACGGAGCGCCCCCAUUCCCUCCACCUGGAAUAGGAGGUGCGACACCACCUUUCCCGCCAAAUGGAAAUUUCCCUCCUACAGGUGUGAUGCCUUUCAGACCACCUCCUCAAGCCUCAAAUGGUUUCUCUAGUCCCUCGGCACCAUCAGCAAGUCAACCUCCACCUGUAUUCACUCGAGCUACUCAACCUCCAGCAGGUGCCGCUCCGGGUAUACAUCCUGAUAGACUGAGGAUGAUGGGCACAAGAUAA